GGAGGAGUAAUCAUUAUUAAUUAAUGGGAAGUCGAUAUCGUCGAGGAAACUAAGAGAUGGAUGCAAUACAGCACAAGUUUGUGAACGUGGGUGGUCUCAAUCUCCACGUUGCAGAUAUCGGAAGUGGACGAAACGCCGUCGUAUUCCUGCACGGCUUCCCUGAGAUAUGGUACUCGUGGCGGCACCAGAUGAUAGCCCUGGCCGAUGUGGGAUUCAGAGCCAUCUCCUUCGAUUACAGAGGCUACGGUCUUUCCGACGCGCCACCACGACCUUAUAAGACCACACUCACACUCUCCCAUCUUCUCAAUGACCUCCUUGCGAUUCUUGAUGCUCUUGCGCUUCCCAAGGUGUUUCUUGUUGGGAAAGAUUUUGGAGCGCGUCCUGCACAUUUUUUUUCCAUUCUACACCCUGAAAGGGUUUUGGGAGUUGUCACGUUGGGAGUUCCAUAUGUUCCUCCACGCCCCUCUAUAUAUCACAAAUUCUUUCCUGAAGGCUUCUACAUUUUGAGAUGGCAGGAACCUGGAAGGGCAGAAGCUGAUUUUGGACGGUUUGAUGUAAAGACUGUUGUGCGAAAUAUUUACAUCCUCUUCUCAAGAAGUGAAAUACCAAUAGCUAAUGAAAAUCAAGAGAUUAUGGAUUUGGUGGAGCCUGAUACUCCUCUUCCCUCUUGGUUCACAGAGGAAGAUCUUGCAACAUAUGGGGCUUUGUAUGAGAAAUCUGGAUUCCAAACUACAUUGCAGAUUCCAUACAGGUCAUUUGGUGAAGUGAUGAACUUAGCAGAUCCUGUGGUUAGAGUUCCAGCACUUGUGAUAAUGGGUGGCAAGGAUUAUAUUCUCAAGUUUCCAGGGAUUGAGGAUUUAAUGAAGGGUGAAAAGGCAAAAGAGCUUGUUCCCAAUUUGGAGGUUACAUUUAUCCCUGAGGGAACACAUUUUGUUCAAGAACAGUUUCCCAAACAGGUGAAUGAGCUUAUUCUUGGCUUCCUUUCCAAGCACACUUGAUAUUGGACUUUCUCAUGGAAUGAUGUGAAGCUUGCAUGGUGGAAGAACUUGUUAGAUGGAUUUCUAGUGCAGGGAAUUCGAGAAAUAUGCGACUGAGUUUUGUAAUAAAUGAAUAAUGGGUGCUUGCUUUGGUGCCUUUGAUGAGUCUUUUAUGUGACAAAUAAAUAUUUCAAUUGGAAAAUUUCA
Messenger RNA from Cajanus cajan (pigeon pea), 1184 nucleotides. RefSeq names its product epoxide hydrolase 2. Lineage: Eukaryota; Viridiplantae; Streptophyta; Magnoliopsida; Fabales; Fabaceae. The record is from RefSeq and is a predicted model, not a curated record. Gene Ontology annotation, molecular function: catalytic activity.